Oryza brachyantha (malo sina) is the source of this 2553-nucleotide messenger RNA. RefSeq names its product pentatricopeptide repeat-containing protein At2g37230. The coding region runs from base 53 to 2287 and encodes 744 amino acids. Lineage: Eukaryota; Viridiplantae; Streptophyta; Magnoliopsida; Poales; Poaceae. Gene Ontology annotation, molecular function: protein binding. The record is from RefSeq and is a predicted model, not a curated record. The transcript has a single exon.
ACCCUCGUCUCGUCUCUUCUCCCCCGCGAUCUCCACUCCUCCACCCGCAGCCAUGUCGCGCCGCCACCAUCUCCUCCGCCUCCUCCGCCGCAGCAACCCACACGCCCCGUCCCCUCUCCUCCUCUGCCAUGCCUCCUUCUCCACCUCCACCCUCGACACGCCGCCCGAACCAGCUGCCCCGGAGCCUGAGCCUCAAGCUGCGGCGGAUGCGGCGGCGGCGACCCCCAACCCGCCCCGCCGCGAGGAGCCCCUCCACGAGACCAUCCUCUACAUGAUCCGCCGCCGCCCGUGGACCACCCGUCUCGAGAACUCCAUCCGCCUGCUCUCCCCGACCUUCGCCGCGCCGCUCGUCCACGACGUCAUCUCGGGCGCGGCCGCCGCCGGCCGCGCCGACCUCGCCCUCCAGUUCUUCCGCUUCGCCUACCGCCGCGCCGGGUUCAGCCCCGAGCCCGCCACCUUCUCGCUCCUCAUCCCGAUCCUCGCCUCCCGCCGCAUGCUCAACCACGCCCGCUGCCUCCUCCUCGAGACCAUGCCAUCCUUCUCCAUUGCCCCCGAGGAGGCCACCGUCGCCGCCCUCAUCGCGGCCUACGGCAAGGCGAACAUCCCGCAGGAAUCCGUCAAGCUGUUCCGCUUGAUGCCCGAGCUCGGCAUCGCCCGCACCGCGCUCUCCUACAACGCCGUCCUCAAGGCCAUUCUCUGCCGCGGCCGAGAGGCCAUGGCCAGGCGGAUCUACAACUCCAUGAUCGCCGACGGUGUCACCCCGGACUUGUCCACCUACAACACGUUGAUCUGGGGGUUCGGCCUGUGCAAAAAGAUGGAGGCAGCCUUGAGGGUGUUCGGGGACAUGAAGGGCCACGGGGUGACACCGGAUGUGACGACUUAUAACACUCUGCUCAACGCCUGGGUUCGGGCAGGUGAUCUGGAGAGUGCCCGCAAAGUGUUUGACGAAAUGCCAGGGGCUGGUUUUGCACAAAACUCAGUGGCAUACAAUGUCAUGAUCAAGGGAUAUGUGGAAGCAGGCAAGGUGGAGGAGGCAGUGGGACUGUUCUCGGAGAUGGGGGAGAAGGGAUUGAGGUUGAGUGAGAAGACGUUUGCUGCUCUGAUGCCAGGACUCUGUGAUGAUGAGGGAAGGGUUGCGGAGGCACGGAAGGCAUUGGAUGACAUGGCGGAGCGUCGGCUCACGCCAAAGGACAAGUCGGUGUUUUUGAGGCUUGUAACGACGUUUUGCCGAGCUGGUGACUUGGAUGGUGCAUUGGAGGUGCACCGGAAGAGUGGCCAGUUCAAGCAUGUUCUGGUGGAUCCAAGACAGUAUGGGGUGCUGAUGGAGAGUUUGUGCGCAGGCGGAAAGUGUGAUGGUGCUGUUGAGGUGCUGGAUGAGCUUCUUGAGAAGGGGUCACUGUUGAGCCCAAAGAGCCCUGUGCUAGAAGGGCCAGCUUAUAAUCCAGUGAUUGAGUAUUUGUGCAGCAAUGGAAAUACCAACAAAGCUGAGACUUUCUUCAGGCAGCUGAUGAAGAAAGGCAUAGAUGACAAGGCUGCUUUUAACAGUCUUAUCCGUGGGCAUGCAAAGGAAGGUGUCCCAGAAGCAGCACAGGAGAUUCUUGCCAUUAUGACACGCCGUGGUGUCGGUACUGACCCUGAAUCACAUGCACUGCUUGUUGAUAGCUUCCUAAAGAAGAACGGGCCAGCUGAUGCAAAAACAGCACUUGACGGCAUGAUGGAACAAGGGCAUGUGCCGAGCACAGCUCUGUUCAUGUCUGUCAUGGUAGCGCUUUUUAAUGAUGGCCGGAUUCAGACUGCUAGCAGGGUUAUGAAGAGUAUGAUUGAGAAGGGGGUUACAGAGAACAUGGACAUGGCACAUAAGAUUUUGCAAGCUCUCUUCAUGAGGGGCCAUGUGGAGGAAGCAAUUGGCCGUGUCAAUCUGAUGGUGGAAAAUGGCUGCUUUCCUGAUCUAGAUAAGUUACUGGUUGCCCUCUGUGAGAAUGACAAAGUGAUGGAGGCACAUAAGUUGGCUGAUUUUGCAUUGGACAGGGACUUUGAUAUCAGCUUCUCAACCUAUGACAGAGUUCUGGAGGCCCUGUACACUGAGGAGAAGACUUUGCCUGCAUACUCCAUGCUUUGCAAGAUCAAGAACAAAGGAGGUGUUGUGGACCAAAAGGGUUGUGAUGCCCUGAUGGAGAGCUUAAAAGCUGGAGGAUAUUCAAAGCAAGCAGACAUUUUGACUAGGAUACUGGCGGAGAAUGCAUCUUCAACAUCCAAGCGGGGCAAACAGGUUGCCAUGGGUGCAUAGUGGGGUUUCUCCAUUCAUGAGAUGAUCCUAUCUUCCUUUUGACUUGAAGAAAGCAGUGAUUUAUUUAUUUUGUUUUUGCUUGCUGAGCUAUUGGCAAAGUGGGUCUUUUUUAGCCUGGGAGACAACAAGGGCAGGUACAUUUACCUUUUCUUUUUUUAGAACCCCACAUUUAGCUAUGUACCAUGCCUUAGCAAAGAAAACAUGUUUAAUAAUCAAUGAAGAUGUACUUGUUAUGAAUUUCAUUGAGAAAUUGAGCUGCCAUGACU